Messenger RNA from Aspergillus costaricaensis CBS 115574, 7044 nucleotides. RefSeq names its product putative sensor histidine kinase/response regulator. Gene Ontology annotation, biological process: phosphorelay signal transduction system; protein autophosphorylation. NCBI's taxonomy places the organism in Eukaryota, Fungi, Ascomycota, Eurotiomycetes, Eurotiales, Aspergillaceae. Gene Ontology annotation, molecular function: ATP binding; histidine phosphotransfer kinase activity; phosphorelay sensor kinase activity. The transcript has 6 exons. Bases 1 to 7044 code for a protein of 2347 amino acids. The record is from RefSeq and is a predicted model, not a curated record.
AUGGAGGACAGCCAUAUACUGGGUGACGACCUGCCACUCCCACCGGCACGCCUUUUUGAGAGGUUGGGACAUCUGCCUGGAUAUACAUGGGAUCAGACUAUCGAGCCGUUUCAUUCGACAUAUAAUCACUGGCAUGUCUUUGGCCUCCGACAUGCCGCAGAGUCAGAUGUCUCUACACCUGCCGCGACCUCGUCGGGCCCCUCUAGCCUGGCUCGCAAUUCCCCGCGAACCGAGUCCCGCCCUCCAUUUCGGCAUCACUGGAGAAGCAGCCUAAGCGAAUCCAGUAGCGAGCUCUCCCUUUCUCGCAUGGAUCACGAGUCAAUAUGGAUUCCAGUGUUAGCGCGAGUCUCGUCUCACGUUGUGAGGCUGGAGCGCGAGUUCCAUAUGCUCAGAUCUAUCGUGCAGACUUCCGAUCCAGAUUGCAACCAUACUAUACGCCCUAUAGACCUUAUACGCUUGCCCUCUGACCCAGGUGAUGCAGGCCCUCUCCUCGUGGCUAUCUUUGAAUCCCCCGGCCAGAACAUGUUGCGAGAAAUGGUCGCUUUUGGUCCUGCCUGGUUCGCGGCCGGUGGUAGGACUGACAGCAAUGAGCCGACCCCAGGAGAACAAGUUUCUCUUUCCACUUUUCUCGAUUUUGCGAUUGGUGCUUGCGAUUGCUUGGAGCUUUUACACUACGGCCUCAAGACGGUACACGGCGAAAUCCGCGGGGAUGCCUUCCAUUUCAAUCGAGAGGCGGGGUCUGUGAAGCUUACCAACACGGGAAAUGGUGCUAGGUCUUUCGAUAACAUCCUGAGCGAAGGCUGGUCAUCCCUGUCAAAGGAGCUUGGUGUCAAGAAUAAGCUACAAUUUAUCGCUCCGGAACAAACGGGAAGAAUGCCUACGGAACCGGAUAGUCGAACUGACAUCUAUGCUUUGGGCGUGCUCUUCUGGACGAUGUUGGUUGGUAAACCGGCCUUCACGGGCAGCGACCCUGUUGAAGUCGUACAGAACGUAUUAGGAAAGAAGCUACCACCGCUCUCGGCCAAGAGAAUGGAUGUCCCCGACGCAGUGUCAGCUGUAAUCCAGAAGAUGACACAGAAAGCUGUCAAUGAACGCUACCACACCAUCUCAUCUGUCAAGCGAGAUCUGGCACAGAUCUCUCAGUUGCUGGGGGAUGGUGAUAGUGAAGCAUUGAAAGACUUCCAGAUCGCUCAGCGUGAUGUGUCGUCCUUCUUCACGCUUCCCUCUCGCAUGUUUGGGCGGGGAGAGGAAUAUGACAGGAUAAUCAACGUCGUCGAGAAGGUUCAUAGGCGCCAGCAAGCUGCGUAUGCGAGAGCAGCUGCUCAGGCAUCCAGUGGAGUAGGAUCCAACUCUUCUGUCUCGGACGGCCGAGUUGAUAGCUUUGAGAUUGCAUCUGGCUCGAGCGACUCAGGCUCCUUCAAUCUUGCGUCCAGGGCAGCUUCCAACGGUGGCGCUUACAACAUAGGACGCACAUCUACGCACGAAUCUCUGCACAGCACUGAUUCUUCUCCUUCAACUCCUAAACCCGGAGACUCGUCAGGAAAACCCAGGAGUCCUGUGGAGUCUCGCGCGUCCUGGGAGAAUGUAGACAGAGAUGGCCAUCCUUCUGCUGGAACAAGCACGCAGAGCCAUGGUGAUUCUAUCGGAUCUGUUGCCAGGGCGAAGGCUGCACACAAGGUUCGCCGCCCCGGAAAGUGCGAAGUAAUUACCAUAAGCGGUGCAGCUGGCAUUGGAAAGACCGACCUUUUGAACCGUGUUCAGCCCGCAAUUCGUAAACUUGGAUAUAUCGGUAUCGCCCGUCUGGAUCGUGCCAGGCGGAUACCCUUUGAACCUUUCGCCAAAAUCCUGGCCAGCCUUCUCCGCCAGAUCUUUUCUGAACGCGAUGUGACAACUGAAUACCACAAUAACAUCCGCACUGCGUUGAGACCAAUGUGGCCGACAUUACACCGUGUGCUGGAACUCCCGGAGCAGCUCAUGUCAUCAGGAGGAAAUGAAAGACAAAUUUCGCCCAGACUUUCGGCAGCGCAACAUAUCUUUAAGGAGGUUUCGACCAAGGGCGAACCAUCCAAGCGCGUUGCACUUCCAAGUCUGGAUCAUGGUCAAAGCUCUGUGGACUUCUUUCUAUCUAAUGCCGCACUGAAGAACAUGCGGUUGAUGGAGACGUUUUUGGAGAUACUGCGGACUCUAUCCCAGUACCGAUUGAUCUGCGCUUGUGUGGACGAUUUGCAUUAUGCCGAUGACGAGACCCUGGAGUUGAUCAUGAACAUCGUGAAAGCUAAAAUUCCAUGUGUAUUGAUACUCACAAGCCGGAAGUCUGAGCUGGAAUCGAACAUAAUCAGGCCGCUCUUCGAUUCUGAGAAUCCGAGUGUGACGCGCGUUGUUCUCAAGCCUCUUGGAGAGGAAGAGAUCAUGCAAAUCGUGGCCGCUACAAUGCAUCAGGAACCCAACCCGAUGUUAACUCCGCUUGCUGCUGUCAUACAGGAAAAGAGCAUGGGAAACCCGUUCUUUGUUCGAAUGAUGCUCGAAACCUGCUAUAGCAAAAACUGUAUCUGGUAUUCGUGGAAAAAUUCUGUGUGGGAAUUCGACCUGGAUCGGAUCUUCACCGAAUUUGUGGCUCCUAGGUAUGGCGAAGGGCUUGGGCUAGGGUUCAUUGCAAGGCGUCUCCAGGAAAUUCCUCCGGCCGCCAGAUCCAUCAUGGUCUGGGGCGCAUUGCUAGGAAGCCCGUUCGCCUUCUCUCUAGUACAAAAACUUCUUACAAGCGAGUUCUUGUAUUCCAGCGAGGACGAUGAGGCGGUAGACCUUACCUGUCCUCAGAAUGCAAAUUUGAUCCGACAAACUGAAGCCGAUAUGGUUGUCGGUCUGCAGUAUCUUGUGCAAGCAAACCUGAUCAUCCCGGGAAAGACGGACGAUGAAUUUAGAUUUGUCAAUGAUCGCUUCUCGCAAGCGGCUCUUUCGUUGACAGAGGGACGGAAUGUGGAAAAAAUGCAUUUCAUCAUAUCCCAGGCAAUGAUGAAGUACUACCAUGAUGGCCGCAGUCGAUACGCAAUGGCACGACAUGUGGCCCUGGCGUCUCGGAUUAUCAAGUCUCGUGUCGUAGAGAGACUUGAAUAUAGAAAGAUCUUAUGGGAUGCGGCGCAAACCGCUGCGCAAUCGGGUGCGCGUCCAACAGCGCUUUGGUACUUCCGGCACUGCAUCACUUUCCUUCAAGACAAUCCUUGGGAUGACAAUAACGCUGAUGUGUACUACCGGGAGACUUUGCGUCUGCAUAUUGCUACGGCUGAAAUGUCAUGGUCUCAAGGCCAUAACACGGAAGCUUUGGACCUGCUUGAUAAAGUCUUCGAACAUGGAAAGAGUGCCGUCUGCAAAUCAAGAGCUUGGAUUGUGAAGGCCAAGAUCUACGCUCAGAUGGGUAACCACCUCCGUUCGAUGGAUUCACUCCUUACGUGUCUGGAAGAGCUUGGUGUGCAUCUACGAGAGCCUACGACCUACGAUGAAUGCGAUGAUGCCUACCGUAAUCUUCGCGCGUACCUCGAGCAAGCGGACUUGGAAGCUAUUGUCCGUAAGCCCGUCAGCAAGGAUGUCGACAUGAUCACUAUUGGAGAGGUCAUGGCUGAGGCGAUGGCUGUCACGUACUGGGAUGAUGCACUAACAUUCUACCGGAUGGCCAUUGAGAUGAUGAACCUACAUCUCUUCAAAGGCGGGUUUGUGCAAAUUUCUAUCGGCUGUUCGCACCUCGCGAUGAUAUCGUUCAGCCGAUUUAGGGACCUAGAGCUCGCCGUGAGGCUGAGCGAUUUCGCGCUCACCCUCCUUGAGCGGUGUCCUGAACAGUGGACUCAAAGCCGGGGCUCUAUUGUACAUAACCUUUACGUCGGCCACUUGCGCGUUCCGCUGUCCUCGACACUCCCAAAUCUGGAGGCCUCUGUGGAAACAUCUUUCUCGAUGGGCGAUCCAUACAUCACCUUAAUCAGUUUGUCUUCGAUGGCGAUGACAAGACUAUAUCUAGGCCAUGAUAUGGCGCAGGUGGAGGCGUUCUGCAACGAAAGCCCAGAAGAUAUUCCCGACUGGGUCAAUGAUACUCGUGGUGGUGCUAGUCUGCUUGCAGUAAGACAAGUUGCGCGUGCUUUGCAAGGUAAAACGGCCUGUCGUUCUCCUGACACUAUUAUGUCCGACGAGCACCAUCACACGAACGAGUACAUCGCUUUCCUGGACAACAAUGCCAGCAACGCCGAUCGCCCGCGAGACAUUUACUGGGGUCUUGCAAUGAUUCCGCUAUUUGCGUACGGACAUCAUACUAAGGCUAUACAGCUGGGUAUGCAGAUGAUGGAGACUAUGCCCAGGCUGUGGUCUGCUCGUGUUUCAUACGUAGUCUACUUCUAUCUCGCCCUUUCUCUUUUGACUCUCCACAACGAGUACCCUGCCCGCGGGUAUCUUGAUGGAAGCUUGCAUACGGUCUUAAAGUAUAAAGCCGAAGUGGAUUUCGCGCGGAGUGCUUGCGAUGCCAAUUACGGAAUGUGGUCCUUGAUAUUGGAGGCACUAAUAUGCGAAGUUCGGAAUGACCAUACUUCUGCAAUUCAAUCUUUCGAAGCUGCAAUCGAUCAUUGUCAAAUCCAUGGGUGGCCCUUGGAGGAAGCGCUUGCUUUAGAACUGCAUGGUAUGGGUUACCCCCACGUCUUGGCCCAAAUUAACUUUCGAAUAGGAGAGUUCCUGAUCCGUCGCGGUGCCAAAAGGGCGGCGCGUUCUGUCAUGCAAGACGCAAUUGCCGCAUGGGCCGCGAUAAGCGCCGUGGGCAAGGCGGCGCAGCUGACCGAGAAGCAUGAAUGGCUAUUGAAAACCGCCACAUCCUCGAGGAACGUUGACGCUGGCUGUCAAACCGUGGACUCGCUGCUCGGAAUCAAUCGCAAUACCGGCCAAGAACACAUGGGAGUAGCACAAAAUAUGGAAGAAGAUGACAGAAAACAACGCUGGAUAGAACAAAAUGGCGUUACUACGGGUGAGCGUUCAUUCGACAUAUCUGGCGUCGGCCUUGAUAUUAUCGACUUAUCAAGUAUCCUCGAAUCUAGUCAAGUGAUGUCCUCGGAGCUUCAGAUCGACAAACUUUUGACGAAGAUGAUUGAAAUCGUUCUGGAAUCCUGCAAUGGCUCAGACUCUGCGGUUAUUGCGACCAAUUUCGAUAAUAACUUCACGGUCGCUGCGGCUGGGGACCUGGAGAAAGGACAGAAGUCUUUCGUGGAUGGCCUUCCAUUCUCCGAAAUCGAGGAUAAGAUGGCGCAUCAGAUCUCUCACUACGUCAUGCGCACUAGGGAGGAAGUUCUGGUUCACAACGUUUUGGAGGAUGAGCGUUUCUCGAACGUCAAUGAGGGCUACCAAGCCAGGUAUCCCCUUGGGCGGUCCGUGAUCGCAUUGCCUAUUAUGCAGGCCGAGCAUCUGCUCGGUGUCAUUCAUAUUGAAGGCAAACCGAAUUCAUUCACCCAGCGGAAUGUUGUGGUUCUCCACUUGCUUUGCAACCAAAUUGGUAUCUCGCUUUCCAAUGCGUUGCUCUUCCGCGAAGUGCGCAAGGUCAGCGCUACCAACGCUUCUAUGGUGGAGGCUCAAAAGCGCGCACUUGCCCAGGCUCGCGAGGCGGAGCAGAAGGCUAAAGUGGCCGAGGCUGAAGCAAAGCAUAACGUGAAGCUGAAAGAAGAUGCAGCAAAGGCCAAGUCCAUCUUCUUGGCUAACAUAUCUCACGAUCUGCGCACACCGAUGAAUGGCGUUAUUGGUUUGUCGGAACUCCUCAAGGGUACCAAGUUGGACAGGGAGCAGGACGAAUAUGUGGAAUCGAUCCGUGUCUGCGCUGACACGCUGCUCACACUCAUCAACGAUAUCCUUGACUUCUCCAAGUUGGAGGCAGGCAAGAUGAAGAUCUCUACCGUACCCCUCAACAUUCGGGAAACAAUCUCGGAGGUGGUUCGCGCACUUCGCUAUACGCAUCGUGAUCGUGGGUUAGAGACCAUCGAGGAUCUGGACAAAGUACCACCAGAACUUGUGGUCCUCGGAGACCCUGUUCGCUUGCAUCAGAUCUUCAUGAAUCUUCUCAGUAACAGUUACAAGUUCACUCCCAAGGGAUCCGUGACUGUGAGAGCCAAAGUUUCCAGGGAAGGCAAGGGUCGUGUCCGUUUAGAGUGCUCUGUAUCCGAUACGGGUAUUGGAAUCUCAGAAGAACAAAAAUCCCGGCUGUUCCGGCCAUUUUCGCAAGCCGAUAACUCCACGGCGCGGUCAUAUGGCGGUAGUGGGCUUGGAUUGAGUAUCUGCAAGGCAAUUAUUGAGGACGUCCUAGGCGGUGCUAUUUGGCUGGAUUCGACCUCAGGCGUUGGAACUACGGUGACGUUCCAUCUGGCAUUCAACAAGGUGAAAGACGCUGCCGCUAAAGCUGCCAAAAACAAGGCUGCCAAUCAGGCGGAGAACAAAGCUCCGGUUCCUACUGCUCGAGACUUGACCAUGGUGCCCCGGGAUCAGAUUCGAGUCUGUAUCGCUGAAGACAAUCCUAUUAACCAGAAGAUUGCGGUCAAAUUCGUCAAGGGGCUCAAUCUCCAGUGCGAAGCGUACAGUGAUGGGCGGCAGGCAGUUGAAGCUCUCCGAACAAGAUCUCGUGAAGGCAACCCGUUCCAUGUGGUCCUGAUGGAUGUACAAAUGCCGACUCUCGACGGCUACAAUGCCACUCGCGAGAUCCGAAAAGACCCAGAUCCCAAUGUCAACGAAGUGUUGGUCAUAGCCAUGACGGCGAGUGCCAUCGAAGGAGAUCGCGAGAAGUGCCUUGGUGCCGGAAUGAACAACUACCUUCCCAAGCCGGUUCGAUCUACUAUCUUGAGUGAGAUGCUUGACCAAUACCUUGCACCAGUGCCAGCAUACACAAGGACGCGGCUGGUGAACCGGGAACGAGGAAGUGUAAGCACUGAGGCAGGGACACCACGGAGCAACUCCAUGUCGCCUAAUAUUGACGGCCAAGCCACCGCUCUGACGCCUGAAGAAGAUAAGCAACUGCAAGAGCGGCAACCUAUAGAUAAUUAG